Messenger RNA from Triticum urartu, 1607 nucleotides. The record is from RefSeq and is a predicted model, not a curated record. Lineage: Eukaryota; Viridiplantae; Streptophyta; Magnoliopsida; Poales; Poaceae.
AUGUACUCUCCUCCAAAAUCAUCUCUGGUCAUACGUUUACAGGAGGAGACCGGCGAUCGGCGGCGCAGCAUAGGGAUGGGGAGUUCCCGGAGCAAGCCGGUGCGGGAGCAGCAGCCGGCGGCACCGCCAAAGCCGAAGCAGAUGCCGGAGCCGGAGACGGAGCCGGAGCCGACGCCGACGCCAAGGCCGAAGAAGAAGCAUGACCCGAAGGUGGAGGUGCCGCCCCUCAUCGACCCCCCGCCCAACGCCGCCCGCACCAGGAUGCUCGUGCCAGGGUACGAUCUGUGGUUCGGGAAGCCCUCACUGCGCGCCCUGUUCGACGACUACUUCAAUCAAGCUGGGAGCGUAAACGCAGGGGUCAUGCUCAAGAUGGUGGAGGAUCCUCAUGUCAAUCUGACCGCAGCUGCGUCACCAGCUGGCGGGGAGGCUCAGCUUCGAUGGCAGAGUGAUUUGGAUAAUCCAGAUACCUUUGUGCACUUUCUUGUGUCAACGCCGAAAUCCACUUUGAAGCUCAGAUCGAGUGCACAUUCUCCUAAAUAUGGUAUUGGUGCCUUUUAUGCAAUGCCUUUGCAUUUUGGAAACAGCACUUGUUCAGAAGACAGUGGUGUCAUGGGUUUGAGAUAUGAUUCGAAGAAUCUAUCACUGGGGGCAUCUUUUGUGCCAUCUCUCUUAUCUGGUGGGGUACCCUCUGUCUGUGUGGUACCCUAUGGUGCAUGGUUGGUUGGGAGAAUAGGUGGAUUGAGUGCAGGAGCUCAAUGCAAGCCGCUUAGUACUGCUGGAAACAAGUCUUUUCCUUUUGAGGACUUGAAGAACUGGGAUUGCGGAAUCAGUUAUGGUGUGGGUUCAGAUAGUCCACUCAGCCCUUCACUCAAUUUCUCUCUAGAGCUUCUCAGAAGCACACAGCUGGUCGCGUCAUUCUAUCAGCACCAGGUUGUCCAAAGGCAGGUGAGACGAGAUAUGUUCUAUAUUAUCUCAACCAAAAUUACAAACUACAUAGAUUUUGGGCUUGAGCUAGCCACAAGGGUGGGUAAGGACGAACCAACAGAUGAUGCCGACAAUUCCUCGUUUCAGAUAGCUGCAAACUGGCAGGCUAAUAAGAACUUACUACUAAAGGGAAAGUUAGGUCCCUCAAAAUCUUCUUUAGCUUUGGCAUUCAAGUCUUGGUGGAAACCCUCGUUUACAUUCAGCUUCACAGCUGCAAAUGAUCAUUCGAAAGGUACUACCGCGUACGGAUUCGGAAUCCAUGUCGACGAUCUAAGAGAGCAAGUUUCCGGAACCCAGCUCCAGUAGAAGGAUUAUACCAUUGUUUGUGUCACGGGGCGACACGACGAACUACAACUUACAUGUGCGGCUGUGACACAAAUCAAGGAGGACCGAACUGAAGACUAAUAGUUUGCGGAAGCACAUGAAGAAGCUUUAGAACAGACAUUACAUUGAUUCAGGGAACUGUAACCACUCAGGAAGACCGUUAGAGCUGGCCUGUUGACAGAAAACAUUGUGUUUAAUUAGCUUGUAGUAGCGUGGAAUCUAGUCUUCAUCUCUACGUAGCACUGUAUUUCCUAAGUCUUUGCUGUGUAUUUGAAACAUUUGAUAUUCUGGAUUUUCAA